Didymodactylos carnosus is the source of this 1305-nucleotide messenger RNA. Lineage: Eukaryota; Metazoa; Rotifera; Eurotatoria; Philodinida; Philodinidae. The record is from the annotation of a GenBank genome assembly.
AUGAAAUCUUGUCAGAUUUCACAUGCUCAUGAUCUUCACGAUCAACUUACAUUACAUUCAAAGUCGAAUCGUAGAGAAUCAACACUAACGGUUUAUCGUGGACAGGGUAUGAUAACUGAAGAGUUUGAGAAGUUGAAACAAGGUGGGUUUGUAUCGAUGAAUAGUUUCUUACUGACAAGUGCAAAUAGAGCUAUUGCCGUUCAGUUUGCUCAACAAUCGAUGAAUCAAGAUCCCAACAUCCCAACAAUUCACAAUAAUCUUGGGCGCAUUUACAAUGCCAUGGGUGACUAUACAAAGGCGUUGACUUAUUAUGAAAAGACACUGGAAUUUCAGUUAAAAACACUGGACUCAAACCAUCCAUCUGUGACUACGACGUACAAUAAUAUUGGAGCGGUUUACAAUGCGAUGGGUGAUUCUUCAAAGGCUUUGACUUAUUUUGAAAAGACACUGGAAGUUGAUGUGAAAACUCUGGGCCCGAAUCACCCAUCUGUAGCUACGACAUACAAGAAUAUUGGAGCAGUUUACAAUGCCAUGGGUGACUAUUCAGAAGCUUUGACUUAUUUUGAAAAGACACUGGAAGUUGAUUUGAAAGCCCUGGGACCGAAUCAUCCGUCUGUAGCUACGACAUACAAGAAUAUUGGAGCGGUUUACAAUGAUGUGGGUGACUAUUCAAAAGCUUUGACUCAUUAUGAAAAGGCACUGGAACUUGAUUUGAAAGCACUGGGACCGACUCAUCCAUUUGUGGCUUUGACAUACGCUGGGAUUGGAGCGGUUUACAAUGCCAUGGGUGACUAUUCAAAGGCUUUGACUCAUUAUGAAAAGAAUCUAGAACUUCGAUUGAAAAUAUUGGGACCGGAUCAUUCACUUGUGGCUGCGACAUACAAAUGUAUUGGACUGGUUUACCAUGACAUGGGUGAAUAUUCAAAGGCUUUAACCUAUUAUGAAAAGUCACUGGAACUUGGGCUGAAAACACUGGGCCCGAAUCAUCCACUUGUGGCUACGACAUACUAUUGCAUUGGACUGAUUCACAACGACAUGGGUGACUAUUCAAAGGCUUUGACAUAUUAUGAAAAGACACUGGAACUUGAUUUGAAAACACUGGGACCACACCAUCCAUCUGUGGCUACGACGUACAGUGGUAUUGGAGGGGUUUACUAUGCCAUGGGUGAUCCUUCAAAGGCUUUGACUUUUUUCCAAAGGGCUUUUGAAGUUGCUGAGAAAUGCCUGCCAUCUUCUCAUCCAGAUAUCGACAAGUAUAGAAGAAUUAUAUGUAAGAUAAAUGACAAACUUAUUACACACUUUUAG